GAGGAGGGUCACAUGGGGUGAGUUUCCUUGAUUUGCAGCCCGGCAGAGCACGCAUGCGGCAGAGGCUGAGACACGGUAACCGCACACCCUCCUCCUUCUUCAGGGAGGAUAUCGUAUCUAUUAACCCUGCGAGGUAGAGUGACUGAGUAGUGCUCAACUGGCAGUACAGAAGUUUUCAGAUGGACCUUGAUGAACCCCAUCCUCCGAAAGGAAUAUUUGAGUGUCAACUUUGCAGCUUAUCCGUCCCGUAUACUUACUUUGGCCAUAAGCCUCCAAACACGAAGUCUGUUAUUCUCCUUGAGGAGUGCUACAUAACGAUGGAUCCCUUCACACCCGACAAAGAGAAAUUCCUCAUCCUCGGCUCACCGUGCAGUUUGUGUAAGAAGGUGGUCUGCGUUGAUACGGAAUGCAGCCUCUUCUACUCCAAGCGAUUCUGCCUGCCCUGUGUCACCAAGAACAGAGACGCUUUCCCAGAGGAAAUCCAACAGGACUUGGACAAGAGGAAAGCCAAGAGACAGUGAGCUAGUAAAAGGAGGACUGGUCAUUUAAUAAACUGUGGUCAACAUGGACUUCCCAAGGACGGCACUAGAACACUUCCAUUAUGUAGUACUUUAUGCUGGGCCUACGCCAGCUAUGGACCUUUCAACAUCCAAUAAAAUUAUACAUCAGCUGAAGAA
Pseudophryne corroboree (corroboree frog) is the source of this 677-nucleotide messenger RNA. RefSeq names its product cysteine rich DPF motif domain containing 1 (gene CDPF1). The transcript is spliced from 4 exons. Lineage: Eukaryota; Metazoa; Chordata; Amphibia; Anura; Myobatrachidae. Bases 180 to 521 code for a protein of 113 amino acids. The record is from RefSeq and is a predicted model, not a curated record.